Messenger RNA from Cryptococcus wingfieldii CBS 7118, 705 nucleotides. RefSeq lists its product as hypothetical. The transcript has 6 exons. The record is from RefSeq and is a predicted model, not a curated record. Gene Ontology annotation, biological process: transcription by RNA polymerase III. NCBI's taxonomy places the organism in Eukaryota, Fungi, Basidiomycota, Tremellomycetes, Tremellales, Cryptococcaceae. Bases 1 to 705 code for a protein of 234 amino acids.
AUGUCUAGAGGUGGUUUUAGGGGUGGAAGAGGAGGAGGUCGGGGAGGGAUGCCCCCAGGAGUGGGUUAUGGUUAUGGCCAGAUCUCGCAGACAGAGUGGAAAGAAGGUAUCAGCCGGAUAAAAGCUCAGUCUCAGAACAGGGGCGUUCUGUAUCCACCUCUGGAUAGCAAUUCGACGUCCUACCUCACCGCCCCAACAGAGCACGAGUCGAUGAUCCUCUCUCAUGAGAUUGCGCUUGAAACUACACUAUCAUCCGGCAAAUUACCCCAGAACGAUCCUGGAGCACAGAUCGUUCAGCCGGGACAGGUGCCGCCAUGGAGGAUAGCGAGCGAACGGAAAGUCGUUGGCAUUGAGAUAGAGUCGUACUCGGAUCGAUUCAAUGCCCCAGCACCUACCGGCUCUUCCAAGCUGGAUCCACUAGCUCUCAGGAUGGAUCAAGCCAUGUUCCCGCCGGCGCUCUGGAGUGCAUACUUUGACGGACAAGCCGACGAGGGCAAGCGGCCGAAGAAGAGAAGAAAGGUUGAUGAUCUAGAUGGAGACGACGACAAAGUGGAGGAGGAGUCACAAAUUACAGAAGAAGAAGAUUUCGAUUUCGACGAUGACGAGUCAGAUCAUCAAGAUUAUGAUGCCAACUACUUUGAUAAUGGCGAAGGAGAUGACGACGACGAAGGGGAUGAUGAAGGUGGAGAUGCGUACGAAGAUUAG